Stegodyphus dumicola is the source of this 448-nucleotide messenger RNA. RefSeq names its product vacuolar protein sorting-associated protein 33A (gene car). Gene Ontology annotation, biological process: vesicle-mediated transport. The record is from RefSeq and is a predicted model, not a curated record. Lineage: Eukaryota; Metazoa; Arthropoda; Arachnida; Araneae; Eresidae.
UUUAUCUAUUAUGUGCAAAACUACAGUGGGUGUCGUCUGUGUGUAAAAUAACUUUGGUGUAAACAAAAUGAGUUCUCAUCUUUCAAACGGUCGCGUAAAUGUUGCCCUCUUAAGGGAUGAUGCUCGCCGAUUAUUACUUGACUGUCUUGAUAAAUGUCCUGGGACUAAAGCUCUCUUUUGGGAUGAAAAAUUAAGUGGCCCAUUUGGUUUGAUAGCUGAAUAUGUGUUACUUCAGGAACAUGAAGUCACAAAGAUGUUCCCUUUACAGUGUAACAGAUAUCCAUCUGUGGAUGCUAAAAAUAUUAUAUUUAUCGUAAGACCUAAAAUUGCUCUUAUGGAUAUAAUAGCAGAUUAUAUUUUAAAAUUAGAAGGUAUGAAAAUUUCAAAAAAGGAAUUUAGUAUUUUCUUUGUUCCAAGGAAAAAUGAACUCUGUCAAGAAAGACUGUCU